AGACCAGUUCGUUUAGCAGUGGGGAGAAUGGAAUUGUAAACACAAGGACGAAUUAAUCAUUCUAAAAACAUUGGUCGUCGAAUUCGAUCUACAGAAGAAGACAGUCACAGUGUUAUCCGUGGUUUCGUUCAGUUCUGUACGUAGCAGUUUUUAUGGAAACAAUAUUCUAAUUAAUCAAAACAAAAAUGGCGCUUCUAAGGAGGAUCAUUAAAUGCGAGGCACAUUAUAUCUCAAGGUUAUACGGUUCAAGUUCAUCGACUGUUCAAAUGUACAUCGAUGGACAAUUCGUGGAAUCAAAGGCAACAGAAUUUACUGAUGUUCAUGAUCCAGCAACGAAUGAACUUCUCUACCGUACUCCAAAAUGUACGAAGGAAGAAAUGGAAAGAGCUGUUGAGAGUGCGAAAAACGCUUACCAGAAGUGGCGUAACACUAGCGUACUCACCAGGCAAAAUUUAAUGCUCAAGUAUCAAGCUCUUAUACGAGAGCACUCGAAAGAAAUUGCAGAAAAUAUGGUGAGAGAAAAUGGCAAGACCAUGCUCGAUGCAGAAGGUGAUAUUUUACGUGGUCUGCAGGUUGUAGAUGCAUGCACUUCAAUCCCAAUGUUACAAAUGGGUGAAUCAACUCCGAACAUUGCUACAGACAUGGAUAUUAUUUCAUACAAAAUUCCACUUGGCGUGACAGGUGCUAUCUGUCCUUUCAAUUUUCCCGCAAUGAUCCCAUUAUGGUCGUUUCCGGUAUCAGUUGCAUGUGGCAACACAACGAUCUUAAAACCUUCCGAACGAGUACCUGGAGCUUCGAUGAUCCUUGCUGAUCUUUUCACAAAAGCAGGUGCCCCGCCAGGUCUUUUAAACGUCAUUCAUGGUCAACACGGUGCAGUCGAUUUCAUUUGUCAACAUCCCGAUAUAAAAGCUGUAUCAUUUGUUGGUUCGGAUCAAGCGGGUAAAUACAUAUACAAGGAGAGCAGUGCACACGGUAAACGUGUACAAUGUAACAUGGGUGCAAAGAAUCAUUGUGUUGUAUUACCGGAUGCGAAUAAAAAUAAAACACUUUCACAAAUAACUGGUGCGGCAUUUGGUGCAGCUGGUCAAAGGUGUAUGGCAUUGUCCGUGGCAAUCUUCGUUGGUAAAUCAAAGGAAUGGAUAGGGGAGUUGGUUGAAGCUGCCAAGAGGUUGAAGGUCAAUGCCGGACAUGUACCUGGUACCGAUCUUGGACCAGUUAUAUCGCCACAAUCGAAACAAAGGAUAUGUAAUUUAAUCGAAUCAGGUGUGAAAGAAGGUGCUGGUCUUCCACUAGAUGGAAGAGGAAUUGUUGUAAAAGGAUACGAAAAUGGAAAUUUUGUUGGUCCUACUGUCUUAACCGAUGUUAAGUCAUCUAUGAAAUGUUAUACGGAAGAGAUCUUUGGUCCAGUACUUUCCUGUAUGUUCGCUGAUACUUUGGACGAAGCUAUAGAUAUUAUCAAUAAAAAUCCUUAUGGGAAUGGUACUGCAGUAUUUACGAGCAAUGGUGCAACCGCAAGAACGUUCAUUGAUAGAAUUGAAGCAGGUCAAGUUGGAGUUAACGUUCCUAUACCUGUUCCAUUACCUAUGUUCAGUUUCACCGGUAAUAAAGGAUCGUUUCUUGGGGACAAUCAUUUUUAUGGAAAAUACGCUGUCAAUUUCUACACGCAAACGAAGACAAUAACUCAAUUAUGGCGAUCAAGUGAUGCGAGUAAUAUUGCAUCUUCAACAGCAAUGCCUACAAUGCAAUAAAAUAAAAUAAUAAUAUUUCAAAUUUAAAUAGAUUUUUUAAAUGAAUAUUACGCUUAUCAAAAGUCUUCCAAUGAAAAUGAUCUUCUUACAGUUCCUACAAUGUUUACUUUAUUAAAGAAAUUUUUUGGAUAUAUA
This is a messenger RNA of Polistes dominula (European paper wasp), 1883 nucleotides long. RefSeq names its product putative methylmalonate-semialdehyde/malonate-semialdehyde dehydrogenase [acylating], mitochondrial. The record is from RefSeq and is a predicted model, not a curated record. NCBI's taxonomy places the organism in Eukaryota, Metazoa, Arthropoda, Insecta, Hymenoptera, Vespidae. Gene Ontology annotation, cellular component: mitochondrion. Gene Ontology annotation, molecular function: methylmalonate-semialdehyde dehydrogenase (acylating, NAD+) activity. Gene Ontology annotation, biological process: L-valine catabolic process; thymine catabolic process.